CAGAUCAAACAAGUUAUUGGUAAUCGUCUCUAGAAGGAAGUACUCAAGAAGCAAUUUCUAAGAAAUCUAAACCAGUAUAUGAUGUGACUGUUAGUAGAAAUCAAACAGAACUUCUUCAGUGUGUUUUAGAAGAAUAAAAUGGCCACAGCUUCAGUGAGUAACACACCAGAAUGUUCUAUUUGUUGUGAAGGUUUUAAAAAGCCAAAAAUUUUACAAUGCGGUCAUACUUUUUGUCUGGGCUGCAUUGAGACAUAUAUUGGUGAUAAAACAGAAACAUUCCCCUGUCCGAUCUGUCAGCAGGAUGUUAAGAUUCCAGAAGGUGGUGUUAAGAUGUUUAUUUCCAAUUUUGUUGUUGAACCGUCACCACGAACAACACAAGUUACAACAUCACCCACAACACAUGUUACUAGUACAACAUCACCUACAACACAUCUAACAGACAAAACCUCUUCAAAGGUAAAAUAUCACUGUCCACGUCAUAGAGAGAGACCAAUAGACUACUAUUGUCUAACUUGUCACUGUGUUUUAUGUCAUAUAUGUUUUCUGAAAGAACACAACGGUCACGAGUAUUUAGAUGUAGAAUGUGAAACUGUGAAAGAAAAAGCUACAGAGCUAGUUUUAACCUCAGAGAAAUUCAUCCAAAAUAAAACCAAAGACUUGGAAGAAACUCAUGUGGUGUUAGUAGAAGCGAGAGAGACACUCCAGCGUUUUACUGAAGAUGCUUGUAGCAGAAUAACCAAACAAACUGAUAAAAUUAUAGCAGAUAUAAAGGCUAGCAGUGAGAGAAUCAUGACAGACGUCAAAAAUAAGUCUAAAGAAUC
Molecule: messenger RNA, 821 nt
Organism: Lottia gigantea (owl limpet)
Lineage: Eukaryota; Metazoa; Mollusca; Gastropoda; Lottiidae
Exons: 1
Biological process (GO): positive regulation of DNA-templated transcription
Cellular component (GO): chromatin; nucleoplasm
Molecular function (GO): zinc ion binding; ubiquitin-protein transferase activity
Source: RefSeq, a predicted model, not a curated record